CACAUGAGAUAUCUGUAUCUUAUAGUUUGAAUAAAAUUGAUGUUUCUUUAUGGCUAAAAUUCAGACUAUAAUUUACUUUUGGGGGGCAAUGUCACGUCAGUGGAGCUGUGUCUUUCUGUGUGCACCAGCGCAUUAUAAAAAUUUGUCUUAGUGCAGUUGAUGUUAAUGAUUAACUUGCUUAAAGAGCUCUCUGACAGACUCUUUUGCUCUAAAGUUGAUUAUUUUUUCUUUAGUAACAACUAUCUUUAUGCAGUCGAUGUGUAUAAACCAUCACAUUUAAUCUGGCCCUGCCUUCCUUCCUUAGGUUUUCUUUGCAUGUAUCUGUCUUUGGAAAAUGAAAGCUCUCAUCUUUGCUUACAUGACAAAAAUAAAAAAUAAAAAACUGGGAAAAACUACAGGUUCUUACACUACUGGAUGUUUGACAAAAUAUUCUUUUGGGGCCAAAAACAUUGGCAUUACUGGUGAAAAAUAAUCUGCAUUUACAAAAUCUUCAGUUCAUUGAACACAUUAAAAUUUGAGAGGGACCCUUGACAUUUACAGAUGUGGCCAUAGAAUUCUCUCUGGAGGAGUGGCAAUGCCUGGACACUGCACAGCGGAAUUUAUAUAGAAAUGUGAUGUUAGAGAACUACAGAAACCUGGUCUUCCUUGGUAUUGCUGUCUCUAAGCCAGACCUGAUCACCUGUCUAGAGAAAGAAAAAGAGCCCUGGAAUAUGAAGCGACAUGGGAUGGUGGAUAAACCCCCGGUUACCUUUUCUCAUUUUGCUGAAGACCUUUGGCCAGAGCAAGACAUAAAAGAUUCUUUCCAAAAAGUGACACUGAGGAGAUAUGAUAAAUGUGGACAUGAGAAUUUGCAAUUAAGAAAAAGCUGUAAAACUGUAGGUAAUUGUAAGCUAUACAAAGGAGGUUAUACUGGUCCUCACCAAUGUUUGACGCCUACCCAGAACAAAAUGUAUCAUUGUGAUAUUUAUGUUAAACCUCUUUAUGCAUAUUCAAAUUCAGAUAGACAUAAUACAGGACAUACCGGAAAGAAACUUUUGCAAUGUAAAAAAUGUGGCAAGUCAUUUUGCACGCUUUCACAACUAACUCAACAUAGGAUAAUUCAUAUUAGAGAGAAUGCUUACAGAUGUAAAGAGUUUGGCAAUGCCUGUAAUCAGUCCUCAACCCUUACUAACCAUAAGAGAAUUUAUACUGGAGAGAAACACUACAAAUGCGAAGAAUGUGGCAAAGCCUUUAGCAGGUACUCAACCCUUACUACCCAUAAGAGAAUUCAUACCGGAGAGAAACCCUAUAAAUGUGAUGAAUGUGGUAAAGCCUUUAGCAUGUGCUCAACCUUUACUAAACAUAAGAUAAUUCAUAUUGAAGAGAAACCCUACAAAUGUAAAGAAUGUGGCAAAGCCUUUAACUGGUCCUCAACCCUUACUAGCCAUAAAAGAAUUCAUACUGGUGAGAAACCUUACAUAUGUAAAGAAUGUGGCAAAGCCUUUAACUGGUCUUCAGCUCUUAAUAAACAUAAGAUAAUUCAUAGUGGAGAGAAGCCCUACAAAUGUGAAGAAUGUGGCAAAGCUUUUAACCAGCCCUCAAGACUUACUCAACAUAAAAAAAUUCAUACUGGAGAGAUACCAUACAAAUUUGACAAAUGUGGCAAAGUUUUUACCUGUUCCUCAACAUUUACUCAAGAUAAGAAAAUUCAUAUUGUAGAGAAACCCUACAAUUGUGAAGAAUGUGGCAAAGUUUUCACCUGUUCAUCAACACUUACUAGACACAAGAUAAUUCAUACUGAAGAGAAACCCUACAAAUGUAAUGAAUGUGGCAAAUGUUUUAACCGGUCCUCACACCUUACUAGCCAUAAGAGAAUUCACACUGGAGAGAAACCCUACAAAUGUGAAGAAUGUGGCAAAGCCUUUAAGCAGUCCUCAAACCUUAACAGUCAUAAAAAAAUUCAUACUGGAGAGAAACCCUACAAAUGUGAAGCAUGUGGCAAAGCCUUUAAGCAGUCCUCAAGCCUUACUCGACAUAAGAAAAUUCAUACUGGAGAGAAACCCUACAAAUGUGAAGAAUGUGGCAAAGCUUUUAACCGGUCCUCAAGACUUACUCAGCAUAAGAAAAUUCACACUGGAGAGAAGCCCUACAAAUGUGAAGAAUGUGGCAAAGCUUUUACCCACUCCUCAAACCUUACUAGUCAUAAGAAAAUUCAUACUGGAGAGAAACCUUACAAAUGUGAAGAAUGUGGCAAAGCUUUUAAUCGGUCCUCACAACUUACUCAACAUAAGUGUAAGGCCGGCUGCCUUGCAGAGGGUUAAACGGACACAUCCAUCUCUCUCCGCGUCUGAUAACUAUGUCAUCACCCGAGCUCAUUAUCUGGCCUUGCCGCACGGCUUCUCCGCACCCACCUCCGCAUACCAGACCCAAGUCCACAUUCAGCACUAAAUUAUGCAUUUAACCCCCAGCCCGCUGUUGAUAAACCCUGCAGGAAAAUUUUUUA
This is a messenger RNA of Cebus imitator (Panamanian white-faced capuchin), 2482 nucleotides long. RefSeq names its product zinc finger protein 429-like. NCBI's taxonomy places the organism in Eukaryota, Metazoa, Chordata, Mammalia, Primates, Cebidae. Bases 615 to 2300 code for a protein of 561 amino acids. Gene Ontology annotation, molecular function: DNA-binding transcription factor activity, RNA polymerase II-specific; RNA polymerase II cis-regulatory region sequence-specific DNA binding. The transcript has 4 exons. The record is from RefSeq and is a predicted model, not a curated record. Gene Ontology annotation, biological process: regulation of transcription by RNA polymerase II.